Candidozyma auris is the source of this 2388-nucleotide messenger RNA. RefSeq names its product Mdl2p (gene MDL2). Lineage: Eukaryota; Fungi; Ascomycota; Pichiomycetes; Serinales; Metschnikowiaceae. Bases 1 to 2388 code for a protein of 795 amino acids. The record is from RefSeq and is a predicted model, not a curated record. Gene Ontology annotation, molecular function: ATP hydrolysis activity; ATP binding; ABC-type oligopeptide transporter activity. Gene Ontology annotation, cellular component: membrane. The transcript has a single exon. Gene Ontology annotation, biological process: transmembrane transport.
AUGAUUGGACUAGGGUUGCGGCCCCUACUUGUGAAAAAUAGUUUCCGUUUACCGAGCUAUAGGCAUUUCCAUUUUGCCGGGCCAAAUCGAAGGAUCUUGCAACAGCCUCUUGUUCGGCGUGAACCGUUUCGUCCAUGUGAUGUAGCCAAAUCACAGAGCGUGCUUCGACUACAAUUCUAUCAACGAAGAUGGCUCUCGGCCGAGCAGAAAGGUAAGCAAACCGAGGAGUUGGUCCAGAAAUUGGAACAUAGCCCGUCGGUGAAGCUGCACUUGAAAAUAGCACACCUUCGGAAGAAACAGAUACGAGCCGAAGAGAAGGAGCAGUUGAAGAAUACCAAAAUCGAUUUCAAGAAAAAUAUGAAGACAAUAGCCAGAAUCUUGCGAUUAGGCAGACCAGACUUGAAGUUGUUCUUAUAUGCUUUGGGGUUCAUUCUUUUCGCUGUCUUGUACCCAACAACGUCGGUGAAAUUGGUUGGUGCCGCCAUCGACGCUUUCAACUCGGGUGACAAGGAUGCCGAUGGCGAUUUGGUCAUUUGGGGCUAUAAGUACUCCACGGUGUUUCUGGUGAUGGUUCCGUUUAUGUGUGUUAGUGCUGCGUGCUUUUGGGCUCGUAUCUGGGUGUUGAAAGUGCUUGGGGAAAGGCUAGUGGCAAGACUUAGGCUUCGUGUGAUGAAGCAUUUGUUGAGACACGAUUCAGCUUUCUUUGAUAACGAUAAGCACAAGGCGGGUGAUUUGAUAUCGAGACUAUCCAGUGAUGCCUACGUCGUCUCCAGGUCGAUCACUAGUAACCUUCCUGACGGGUUGAAGAAUCUCCUUUUUGGAGUUAUCAGCUCAUAUAUGAUGUUUUCCAUUAAUCCGCUUUUAUUUGGUGUGAUGUUAUUGAUCUCUCCUCCUAUCACCUUUGGAUCCGUGUGGUAUGGUGAGAAGAUCAGGUCGUUGUCCACUAGGCUCCAAAACGCUACAGCGGGUCUCACAAAGGCUAGCGAGGAGACGCUCAACUCGGUGAAAUUGGUGCAAGCCUUCACUGGUGAGCAGAAAGAGCUCACAAAGUACUCUGAGCAGCUUCGUAACGUCGUCAACGUUGCAAGAAGAGAGGCUUUGGCCCAGUCAAACUACGCAGUGUCUAUCUAUUCCUUAUACCACAGUGGCUAUUUGUCAUGUAUUGCGUUGGGUGUUUAUUUGAUCAUCAAUGGUCAGAUGACCACCGGUGACGUUGUUGCUUUCACCAUGUAUUCUGAGCUCUUCAACCUGGCGCUUUACAGCUUAACCACUACGUACAUGGAGCUCAUGAAGGGAUCGGGAGCUGGAAAAAAGCUUUUUGAGUUGAUUGAUCACGAAAAUGAUGUUCCUGCUGUCAAGGGUGACAAGCUUCCAGCAAACUUGGGCAAUAGUAUCGAGUUCAGGGAUGUUGUUUUCAGCUACCCAACUCGACCAAAGGACCUCAUUUUUGACGGAUGUUCGUUCACUGUUCCAGCGUCCUCGAGUACAUGCUUCGUAGCGCCUUCAGGCUGUGGUAAAUCGACCGUGGCAACACUUCUUCUCCGUUCCUACAAUCUCAAUAGUGGAGAGAUUUUUAUUGGAGGAAGAAACAUCAAGGAGUUUCAAGUGAGAGAAUUGAGGCGUGAGGUUAUUGGUAUUGUUCAGCAAGAGCCAAUACUUCUCUCGGGCACAAUCCUCGAAAAUAUUGUUUAUGGUCUCACACCACACCAAAUCAGCAAGUUGACGAUGGAUGACGUCGAAGAGGUCUGCAAGCAGGCAAACUGCCACGAUUUUAUCACAUUGUUCCCUGAUGGCUAUGACACAAUGAUCGGCUCCCGUGGUGCUUCACUCUCAGGGGGACAGAAACAAAGAAUUGCCAUUGCUCGUGCUCUUAUAAAAAAGCCAUCCAUUCUUAUCCUCGAUGAAGCCACCUCAGCGUUAGACUCCAAGUCGGAGAGCCUCAUCAAUGAGACGCUCAGAGACUUGACUUCUCAAGGGAAGAUGACCAUCAUCUCCAUUGCACACAGGUUAUCGACGAUUUCCAAAUCCGAGAACGUCAUUGUUCUCGGCAAACAUGGCAAGGUUGUUGAACAUGGCCGCUUUGUGGAGCUUUUCAGCAAUCCUGGAUCGGAAUUGUCAAAGUUAUUGGACGAGUCGAGUACCAAAGAGUACGAGGACCACAUGACAGAAGACGAAGUCGAAGAGCAGGAGAAACUUGACCACGAGUCAGAAAAACUAGAAAAAAGACAGAAAGAAGGGUCAGAAGUGGACAUAAUCCGAUCGUUGAUCGACGAUUUGCCCUACGAGAUCCGAGCAGAGCUCAUCGGACAGUUCUCCAAGGAGCUUGAGGACGAGAAGAAUACACUUGCCACAGAAACUGCAUUGCGUCAUGGCCAGGAUAUGUCCUAA